Molecule: messenger RNA, 849 nt
Organism: Tinamus guttatus (white-throated tinamou)
Lineage: Eukaryota; Metazoa; Chordata; Aves; Tinamiformes; Tinamidae
Source: RefSeq, a predicted model, not a curated record
AUGAAUCGUGUCCGCCCGCACGAGAGCGCCUGCAACUCGUCAGCCCCAUCUAGAGCCCACACAGACCACAAAAUCCCACAGGAAUCCGGGGUGUCCUCCCCUCGCCUGCCCCAGUGGGGCUGUUCCCGCUAUCAUCACCGCACGCUCCGGCACCCAACAGGGAACAGCCAGGACCCCAUCCCAGCGGGAAGCCACGGGCGGAUCCUGGCUCGUGGCCACGGCAAAGCGGUGCCAAACAAGCGCAAAGGACCCCGGCAAGGAUCGGAGCGGCUCAUCCUCGCGCAGCAGAUCCCAGCAACGUGCCGGCGGGACAGAUGGUGCCGGGAAGGCCUCGCUGAGCGGGCGCCGUCUCCGCAGGACGAGGACGGCGCCGUGCGGGCGCUCUCGGUGCUCGUCAACGUGGCCGACCAGCUGUACUACCCGUGCGAGCACGUGGCGUGGGCCGCCGACGCCGGCGUGCUGCGCGGCAGCUCGCACGCCUGGUGGGUGCUCAGCACCGCGCUCUGGGCGCUCUCCCUGCUGCUGGGCCUGCUGCGAUCGCUGCGAGUUCUGCUGCAGCUGAGACGGAGCCCGAGGCAGCGCGCGGGGUACAGCCGCUCGCCUUCGCCGCAAAAGCAAAUGAGAGCCCAGGUGAAGGCUGAAGUCCUGAGCAUCAUUGGCAGGCUGGCAGAUCUCUGCAACGCCAUCCACUGGCUGCCCCCAGGGUUUCUGUGGGCCGGCCGGUUUCCUCCGUGGUUAGUCGGUCUGUUUGGGACCAUAUCUUCCCUGAUUAGUAUCUACCAGGCAUCUGCAGGGAGAAAUUCCGGGGCUGAGUGAUCCAUAGGCUUCAGGAAUCCAUUUUCUACAUGG